AUGGAGAAUAACAGUGGAGGCACAAUGGAGAAAACUAGAGCUGAAGAGAAAAUUCAGAGGGAUAAGAGGAAAUCUGCUGUUCUUAUAGCAGCACAAUCGUUAGAUCAAGAAGUACAGAAUGUUAAAAAUUUGAAAAGAUUAUCUAUAGGAUCCAUGGAUCUUUUAAUUGAUCCAGAACUAGAAUAUACUGUUAACAAUCCAUCAAGCCCUCCAAGUAGUGUCAAUUCACAAAAAUCAUAUUCGAGCAAUGAAACUACAUACGAAACAGCAGAAACAUCCCUGGAUAAGAAAGAGGGUUCAUAUUUGGAAGAUUCUGUAGUUGAUGCUUCAAAUUCAAGUAUAGCUGAUGCCAGUGACAGUUUCGAUACAACAGGUGUAGAAUAUUUGCACGAUGGUAAUGAACCAGUAUCAAGCAAUGAACAACUUGACAGUAUAAAAACAGUUAAAGAAAAUGAAUUAUCACAACCACAGUCGAAGAGAAACUUAUCUGGUAUUGGCGGCCUCAGGAGGAGUUCGAGAAAUGUCACUUCAAAACCAGAAAAUGAGACACAAGUUCUACCGAAGAGAAAAUUAGAAAACAAGAAAGCAUUUACAAACAAUUUGCUGUGGGUUCCAGCUAAUCAACAUCCAAGUGUUAAACCACAGAAUUUUGUAGAAUUAGUACAUGAUACACUUCAAAAUAUGUCACUGGAUGAUGUGCAGACAAAUGAAUCAGAAUCCAAAAAUGAAGUUUCGAAAGAUUUAUUGAAUACAUUUUCAAGAGAUAUGAAUAUGAGAAAUAAAUCGUUGGUACGAAGACCAUCAAGGUUACGAAAAUCAUACACAGAGUUUGAAGAGGAAACUGAAGAAGAGGUAAAACCUACUACCAGCAGUAAUAAUAUUAAUGAAUCCAACAAGAAAAAUGUUCAAGGAAAAAGAGCGGUUUCUUUGAAAGAUAUAGCAGAUGAAUUAACUGUAAUAUCAAAUAAUGUUGGUUUAAGUAACUCUGAUGCUAUUUCUUUAGCCAGAUCCUUAAGCAUUGCAGGUUCCAUAGGAUCAACAUCUGAAGAAGAAGAAGAAGAUAAAGUUUUGAACACUAGCUCUAUAGGACAAUCCGAGGAAGUAUUCGCGUCUAACAUUUUGGCUAAGAAUGGGAUCUCCAUUCCGGCUAGAUCAUCUUUAAGAAGGAGUAAGUUUAAUACAUACAAAAUACGAACUAGUGGUUCAUCCCAAAAGGAUGAACUUUCAACUGCACCUAUAAUACUCAAUAGCGAUGGAGGUAACAUAGGCUCAUUAAGGAGGACCUCGUCUUCUAGUUAUAUAGAAACGAAAAAUAGACAAGAAGGAAUAUUUGAUCAUACACAAAGGAAAUUAUCUUCUGGAAGUAUUGGUUCUUCAGAUAAUUCUACUGGGGCAUUACCAGUCCCUCAUGAUUCUGAUAAAGAUUUUGAUUUGUCUCAUUCGUCCUUUUCAAACGAUAGCAGCAAUAUCUCCAGUGAUUUAUCACUUGAAAGUGUAUUAAUACAUCCUUCUAAUUCACAGUCAAUGCUACAAGAAAAUCUCCACAUAAGCAGUAGUGAUGGCUAUUCACCCAAUAAAGAAUUAGUUUCUGCAUCUAGUUCAAUUCAGAGUGAUCAUGAUUCUCCCAAUGAUCCGCCUACAAAUUCAGUAGACCCUGAUGAUCAUGUAGUAUCUAACAAAUACGAAAUCAAUUCUGAUUUCUUGAAUACUGCAUUUGCAGAGAGAACUAAGUCACAAAAGGUAUUAGCUAAUAGGAGCAACCAUACGAAAAACAGACACUCUCCAAUAAUCACUAAGAUAGAAAAUAAAAAAGGUAAAAAAAAUACAUCAACUUCAAAUUUGGAUGAUAAAGAAAGAUUGCCUGAUUCGAAUUCUAAAUCAUCUGUUUCUUCCAACGGAAAUGUAAGUGAUUCUUCUGAUAAUCAUAAAAUUGAGAACAGCAACUCAUCAUCAAAUGAUAAUGAGCCUUCAAUUCAGGAACACAAGAAGGAAAGGUUUGAGAAGAAGCUUGUUAAUUUAUUUCGAAGAAAAGGUAAUAGCAAAUCACCGGCAAAGGAUAAACUGACUAGGAAAAGUCAAAACCAUGUUAUAAAAAAGAAAAGCUCAUUAACUAAUAUAAGACUUCGUAUUGGUUCUUAUAAGCAAGAGGAGCUAUCGAAUUCUAAAUCAACUAAACCAUCAGAAGAAGCUCAAGAAAAACCAGAGGGAAAUCAAGAUUAUGAACAAGCAGAAGAAGAAAUAAAAGACGUUGGUAUUAUAAAUAGCACAACCGAAGAUGUUUGUCAAGAAGAACCUAUUGAUGAUCCAGCUGAUGACACAGAGGAGGAAGAUUAUGACGCUAACGAAUCUGCUACACAACUGCAGCCGGCCUUGAAUGUUGUGAGAACGGCAAAUGACAACUGUAUAGUGGAAUCUGUUAAUGAGCUUGAUGACGAUGAAGAUUCCCAGGAUUUUAGUAACGGUAGCAUAUACACCGAAUCAAUUGCAUUACAAAAAAAUACUUAUGCUACAAAAGAUGUUACUAUUCAAAAUAAUGAUCUAGCAAAUCAAGCUCCACCUACAAUUCUCCCACCUAGAAAAUUAACAUUUGAAGAUGUGGAAAGGCUAGACAGACCCAACGGUUCAAUGGUUUUCACAGAUAGUGCCUUUGGAUUUCCACUUCCAUUAUUAACUGUCUCAACUGUCAUUAUGUUUGAUCACAGACUUCCUGUUAAUGUAGAAAGAGCAAUUUAUAGAUUAAGCCAUUUGAAAUUAAGCGAUUCGAGAAGAUCAUUAAGAGAACAAGUAUUAUUGAGUAAUUUCAUGUAUGCCUAUCUGCACCUUGUGAACCACUCAUUAUACAUGGAACAAGUUGAAGAAGAAUCAAUGGAUGCUUCAUAUUCAGAUAUGGAUAACAGCGAAAUUGAAACGGCAAUUGCUGAUAAUGACCCAAAUAAAUGGAAUUCGAAUUCUUAUAGAACUAACCAAAACGACGCUCAUGGUGCAAUAUCGAUUCCUGAUUUAUAG
Messenger RNA from Vanderwaltozyma polyspora DSM 70294, 3006 nucleotides. RefSeq lists its product as uncharacterized. The transcript has a single exon. The record is from RefSeq and is a predicted model, not a curated record. Lineage: Eukaryota; Fungi; Ascomycota; Saccharomycetes; Saccharomycetales; Saccharomycetaceae. Gene Ontology annotation, biological process: positive regulation of G2/M transition of mitotic cell cycle; establishment of cell polarity. Gene Ontology annotation, cellular component: cell septum; cytoplasm. Bases 1 to 3006 code for a protein of 1001 amino acids.